This is a messenger RNA of Closterium sp. Yama58-4, 4194 nucleotides long. Lineage: Eukaryota; Viridiplantae; Streptophyta; Zygnematophyceae; Desmidiales; Closteriaceae. The record is from the annotation of a GenBank genome assembly.
AUGACUUCGCAAGCACCGCAUCCCUCAACCCGCGCACCAGCCGCCGCUUUGCAUAUCGAUCUUCCCCCGAGUCCGCGCUCCCCGUCGUACCGCCGCCGCUCCGCCCCCCGUCGGUCCCCCCUCGCCGCGCCUCCGCAAACCGCCCAGCCCUCCUUCUCCGACCCCGCGGAGGCUCUUGCGGAGGCUCCCGCGCGCUCCCCGCAGCCCACCGCUCCGCCAGUGCGCUCCCCCGCCACGCCCGUGCGCCGAAAACCUUCCGCCUUUGGCCCCUCCGGCAAUGCGCAACCUAAUAGCCCCGGCACCGGACCCUCCCCCCGUUCCCCCUUCCCCCGCGCAUUCUCUCCGCGCCCCCCGCCAUCCUCCGCCUCCACCGAGACGCUCUUCCCCAGAGCGCAAGCUUCCGCCAGCGCGCCUUCCGCCACAGCACACUCCUCCGAUUUUCCUCCUCCGCGCGCGCCGGUUGCCGCUUCCCCAGGCGCACCGUCCCCCGGCGGCAAUUCCAGUCAGGCGGAGGUUUCCCCGGGCAGCAGCUCGAGCCAAUCGCCGGGUGCCACGUGGCGGCCCGUGCAGAUGGGCGCGCAUCGAAGCAGCAAGGCAGUGGGAGUGCUUCGAAUGGCGCAGUUAAGCAACGGCGACGCGGAACCGCCCUUUCCGCCACCAGAUGCGGCGGAAGAGGCGGGGAUAGGAGGAACGCGGCGAAAAGGGACCGGAAGAAGGAGAUUGAAAAGGGGAGAAGCGGGGGAGGCGGCGUAUGAAGCGGCUCCGAGAGGAGAGGAAGGGGAAGGCAGGAUUCGAGGACGAGCGGAAAGAGGGGAAGGAGCGGGGGGAGAGGAAGGAAGGGGAAAAGUGGGAGGAGGGGAGGGAAAAGGGAGAGGGCGAGGAGCAGAUUUGCAAUAUGAUGGGGUGACGACGACCACGGUAAGUAGCAACCAGACUGGAUCAUCAAAGGAUACGGAUUUCGCAUGGAGCGACAGGUCUGGGCAGCGGUUGGGUCUUGGAAACGACGGGCCGUCGCGGGUAAGACAAACCAAAGGCUCGGCGCACUUGAGUCAAGGCACGGGUGGUGCUGACGAGACUUUGACCAGAGCCGACACAGGCUCGGCGCAGUUGAGGCACGGCACAGGCUCGGCGCAGUUGAGGCAAGGCACAGGCUCGGCGCAGUUGAGGCAAGGCACAGGCUCGGCGCAGUUGAGGCAAGGCACAGGCUUUGGCGAUAGUGACGGCUCUGGGCUGUGGGUGUGUGCGCCGUUGGCGGAUGGUGUGAGUCAAGCAGCAGUGGACGGUGCGGAUCGAGCCGUGGAGGGUGCGGAUGAAGGCGUGGACGACGGUGGUGCUGUUGAUGGGGGAAAGGAGGAAGGGGUGGGGCUGUGGCAAAGAGAGGACGAGGGGACAAGGGAAGCAGGGAUGAAGAGAGAGGAGGAAUCAGCAGGGCAGGAGGAGGAGGAGGAGGAGGAGGAGGAGGAGGAGGAGGAGGAGGAGGAGGAGGAGGAGGAGGAGGAGGAGGAGGAGGAGGAGGAGGAGGAGGAGGAGGAGGAGGAGGAGGAGGAGGAGGAGGAGGAGGAAGUGGGGAAGGAGGAAGAGGAGGAUUCAGGUGGUAAGAGAAGAGGGGAGGAGGCGAAUGCAGGGCAGGGAAUGACUAAGGUAGGAGCUCCCUCUGGUGUGAGUAGAGCGCAGGUGCUCGCUCGAGCGGAGAGCUUAAGAGUGAUGCUUAAGGGUGAGAGGCCUGGUUCUGCUACUGCUGCUGAGAAUGGGGCCCGGACAAAGGAGCUUGCACGAGUGGAGAGCUUAAGAGUGAUGCUUAAGGGUCAAAGGCCCGGUUCUGCUACUGCUGCUGCUGGGAAUCAAGAUGGGAACAGGGAAAAUCAGCUAGGACGAGUGGAGAGUUUGAGAGCGGUGCUUAGAAGUGCAAGGCCUGCUACUGCUGCUGCUGCUGCUACUGGUGGUGGGAAUGGGGGCAGGGCAAACGAGCUUGGACGAGUGGAGAGCUUAAGAGUGACACUUAAAAGUGCGCGGCCUGCUACUGCUACUGCUGGUGGGAAUGGGGGCAGGGAGCUUGGACGAGUGGGGAGCUUAAAAGUGACGCUUAAAAGUGCAAGGCCUGCUAGUGCUGGGGGAGUGCAGGGAGGGGCAGAGGUGUUGGGAGAAGGAGAGGCGACGGGAGGCGACGGGAGGUGUUGGGAGGUGUUGGGGCUCCCCUUGCCGUUGCUCCUCCGUCUGCCCGUCUACAAGAGAAUCAGCCCUCUCCCUCCCUGCACCCUUUUGAGUCGACUCAAAAGUCACCAUGCUCCCCCUUUUGCUCGCCCUGCUGCUCCCCUUGCCGCUGCACCUCCAUCCACCCACCUACCAGAGAAUCAGCCCUCCCCCUCCCUGCACACCCGUCCCCGGGUUCUACGCAAAAUGGCAUCUCUGGGUGCGGUGCAGAGGGUUUCAGAUGAUCUUGGUGUGGUGCAGAGGGGUUCAGAUGGUCUGGAUGCCUACCGGUUUGGUGAUCUGUAUGCUGCGCCUGCUGCACUGUACACACCUGCUUCAGACCCACCUGCUUUAACUGCGUCAGCUGCUUCUCCUGCCGUGCAUGCGCCUGCCUCUGAUUCUGCUACCAGCAGCAAUGCCACCAGCAGAAAAGCUACCAGCAGCAGCAGGCGAAUUGCGGUUACCACCGGCAUUCUUGAUGUUACCGGAGCUCGUAGCAGCCUUGUUGUGAGAGCGCUGGCCUCGCCUCGAGUGCGCUCUGCUUCUGUUGCCAGCAACGCUACCAGCAUCGUUACCACCAGCGAUGUUACUAGCAACGCUACCAGCAAUGUUACCGCCAGCGAUGUUAUUAGCAACGCUACCAGCAAUGUUACCACCAGCGAUGUUACUAGCACUGCUACCAGCACUGCCAGUGCUGCCGGCAUUCGCAACAGCCUGGUUGUUCGAGCGCUGGCCUCGCCUCGAGUGCGGUCGGCUGUUGCCAGGUCAGCAAAACAGUGGGAGCAGGAUGAACAGUACCAGGGUCAUCAUGAGCCAUGGACAGGGCUUUCAGCAGCAGAGGUGAACAGUCCCCGCCUUCCCAGCCUAUUGGAGCUUGAUGGGGAGGGGGAUGAUGGGGAGGGGAGGCAAGGGGACAGGGGAGAGGGCGCAUCGGAAGGAACGCCCGCAGAAACAACAGCAGCAGCAGCAGCAGCAACAGCAGCAACAGCAACACCACCACGACCAGCAGCAGCAGCAACAGCAGCAGCAGCGCCAGCAGCAGCAGCAGCAGCAGCAGCAGCAGCAGCAGCAGCAGCAGCAGCAGCAGCAGCAGCAGCAGCAGCAGCAGCAGCAGCAGCAGCAGCAGCAGCAGCAGCAGCAGCAGCAGCAGCAGCAGCAGCAGCAGCAGCAGCAGCAGCAGCAGCAGCAGCAGCAGCAGCAGCAGCAGCAGCAGCAGCAGCAGCAGCAGCAGCAGCAGCAGCAGCAGCAGCAGCAGCAGCAGCAGCAGCAGCAGCAGCAGCAGCAGCAGCAGCAGCAGCAGCAGCAGCAGCAGCAGCAGCAGCAGCAGCAGCAGCAGCAGCAGCAGCAGCAGCAGCAGCAGCAGCAGCAGCAGCAGCAGCAGCAGCAGCAGCAGCAGCAGCAGCAGCAGCAGCAGCAGCAGCAGCAGCAGCAGCAGCAGCAGCAGCACAGCAGCAGCAGCAGCAGCAGCAACACAGCAGCUUUAAAGUCCAUCAGACCCUCCUCUCACCUUCUUCCCUUCCCUCCCUUCCAUUCGAUCCCUCUCUUCCCACAAAAUCUGCUGUAACUCCCCAUCACUCUGACUUGUUUGACGGUUAUCCACUUGGAACCAACUCCACCGCUUUCCACACCUCCCCUCCAUCCAUUUACCCCAAGUCGUCUUCGGAUCCGAACCUGCGAGCCGUUUCCGAGGCACUCCCGAGUCUCCAGCACAGCAUGGUUCGGGCUGCCUCGCAGCCUGUUCCCAAGGCUUGUCCCGAACCUGUUGCCAGGUCUGGGCACAAGCGGCGGGUGUCUUUUAACUCGGUGGUGCAGGUUCGGAAAAUCACCGAGCUUACCAGCAGCAGCAAUGGCAAAGAGGGAGAUCGUAAGAGCAUGGAGGCUAUGGUGUGUAGAGAUGUAGUGAUCAAUGGGAGGAAAGCAGCAGCGAGUGGAAAUGAAGCAGCUGGAGCAGGAAUGGCAGGGGCAACAGCAAGAGUAGCUGCAGGAACUGGAUUUGGAAACUGA